Molecule: messenger RNA, 837 nt
Organism: Plasmopara halstedii
Lineage: Eukaryota; Oomycota; Peronosporomycetes; Peronosporales; Peronosporaceae
Product: FOG: PPR repeat
Exons: 3
Coding region: 1-837 (278 amino acids)
Molecular function (GO): protein binding
Source: RefSeq, a predicted model, not a curated record
AUGCCCGCGCUCCCCUCGUUAACUUUUGCGCUGCGACGUCCUCUGCAAUCAACAUUACGGCAUUUUCAUGUAUCCACAUCUCUCCAGAUGUCUGUUGCAUUGUCUGCUGCUCCUCUUAAGUCCAAAAACACGCUUUCCAAUGUCAAUGAUAGCCACUUUUUAACACUCUUGAAGCAUUCAAUCUCCCAGCGCCAUCCUACACAAGCACUGAGUGCAUUGGCAAAGCUUCAGACACCACCUGAUGCAUCUGUAUUGAAACAGCUUGCAGUGCUUUUGGCUAGACAGAAAAAGAAUCGAGCACAUGCGCUUCAGGCUUUUGAAGUCCUACGUGAAGUGUAUCAAUCUCCGGGUCUUAAACCAGACGACUAUAUGAAAUUAGCAUCAAUUUAUGUAAUGGAUGCAUGCCUUCGAUUUCGUAUGUUGGAUCAAGCAAUGGAGCUAUACGAUGAAGCAUCGAAUCAAGCUGUUGUGUUGGACUUACCUGCGUACAAUGGACUCUUGACGGCGCUAGUGGAUGCAAAGAGAUUAGAUGAAGCUACGGAAAUAUUACGAGACAUUGUAAGAGGUGAAGAUGUGUGUCCGAUGGAACAAACGUUCUUGCCAGUGCUUCUUGAACUUGUAAAAAGUCACGAAUACGACCAAGUGACGGACUUGAUGCGACAAGGAGCGACACGAGGAGUGGAAUUUACAAGUGAAACGUUUUAUCCACUUUUAGAAAUCACUGAAAAGGAUUCGUCGUCAUCAGAUUCGCUUAUCAAGUUUCUCUCGUAUGUCGAAGAAGCAUGGGAUGAGUAUCAGGACUUUGAUUCCGAAGAUGACGACGACACUAUUGAGUAG